AUGGCAUCAUGUGAUGAUAAAAUCGACUUCAGAAGCCCUUCUCUCAGCCAUCCGUCUAUGGGAAUUGACCUACCAAAGGUGGCGAGGAGGCAUCUUCAGAAACGUGAUUGUAAUGUCACCAUCGACCCCAGCAAGCUCGACUUCACCCACGGCGUCGCAUCUGGAGAUCCAUACCCCAACUCGGUAAUUCUUUGGAUCCACAUUUCACCGCAGCUGGAGAACGGUCGCUUCAAUGUCACCGUUGCGGGAACUGUACCUUUGUAUCCUCAUGAGACCGAUCGCUACAUCCGUGCAUCAACCAGCCCGAUUUGCGUCCAUUACCAGGACGACCAUGAUGUCAGCAGCAACAGCUACCGUGACGACUCCUCGUCACUGAACAACACUGAGAGCUCUUUCAUGCGCAAUGGUAGUGUCUCUGUCGACCAGCGUAAGAUGAACGCUGUGCGCGCCUACUUCGAGUGGAUGCCAAUUGAACAGAAUGACGGAGGCCGCAGUCUCAUGGGAUCUGCACAAGAGAACUGGUCCUACCGCGCUCUGACAGGAAGUAAGGAACAAGGUGCUGCCUGGCGUGUCAUCGGCAAUCAGAUUGUCGUGUCGAGGGUCAACAUCUCUUCAUGGUUUGGGUCGGAGGAGAAACCCUACAACUACAAUCAAUGAGAAGGAUACACG
Boeremia exigua is the source of this 669-nucleotide messenger RNA. RefSeq lists its product as uncharacterized. Bases 1 to 657 code for a protein of 218 amino acids. NCBI's taxonomy places the organism in Eukaryota, Fungi, Ascomycota, Dothideomycetes, Pleosporales, Didymellaceae. The record is from RefSeq and is a predicted model, not a curated record. The transcript has 4 exons.